This is a messenger RNA of Grammomys surdaster, 939 nucleotides long. Its product is annotated as putative vomeronasal receptor-like protein 4. The transcript has a single exon. NCBI's taxonomy places the organism in Eukaryota, Metazoa, Chordata, Mammalia, Rodentia, Muridae. Gene Ontology annotation, biological process: G protein-coupled receptor signaling pathway. Gene Ontology annotation, molecular function: pheromone receptor activity. The record is from RefSeq and is a predicted model, not a curated record. Gene Ontology annotation, cellular component: membrane. The coding region runs from base 31 to 939 and encodes 302 amino acids.
AUGAUUUUAAGAUAAAUACACUUUCCAUUAAUGUCUUCAAUCAAGCAUGUUCUUUAUUUCCAAGCUGGACUUGGAAUCUUAGCCAAUACAUUUCUUCUGAUUUUCUAUAUUUUCAUAAUCCUAGGUCAAAGAUCCAAGCUCAUGGACCUGAUCUCCUGUCAAUUGACCUUUGUUCAUAUAAUUAUGGUCUUCAGUGGAUGGGAUAUUUGGCUUUCAGACAUAUUUGAGUUACUGAACAUUGAGAAUGACUUCAAAUGUAAGGCAACUUUUUACACAAACAGGGUGAUGAGAGGCCUCUCUAUCUGCAUCACCUGCCUCCUGAGUGUGUUCCAGGCUGUCACUAUCAGUCCCAGUACCUCUUUGCUGGCAAAAUUUAAACAUAAACUGAAAAAAUAUGUCAUCUAUGCUUUUUUCUAUUUUUGGUCUUUCAAUUUGUCAUUCAGCAGUAACCAGAUUUUCUCUGUUGGUGCUUAUACCAAUGUUAGUGAGACCAAACAGAUGAAAGUAACUAAAUAUUGCUCACUUUUUCCCAUAAACAUCAUCUUCAGAGGAUUGAUAUUAACAGUGACAACUUCCAGAGAUGUGGUUCUUGUAGGAGUCAUGCUAACCACAAGUACAUACAUGGUGGUUAUCUUGUUCAGACAUCAGAGGCAAUGCAAGCAUCUUCAUAGGAUCAAGCACCUGAGAACAUCUCCUGAGAAAAGGGCUACCCAGAUUAUCUUGCUGCUGGUUGUUUUCUUUGUGGUCAUGUACUGGAUAGACUUCAUCAUCUCAUCCACCUCAGUCUUGUUAUGGAGGUACAACCCUGUCAUCCUGACUAUUCAGAAGUUUGUGGUGAAUGCCUAUCCCACAAUUACUCCUUUGGUACAAAUCAGUUCUAAUAACAGAAUAAUCAAUAUGCUGAAAAACUUGUGGCUAAAAUGCCACCAGGCAUUUUAA